Messenger RNA from Glarea lozoyensis ATCC 20868, 1122 nucleotides. Its product is annotated as NAD(P)-binding Rossmann-fold containing protein. NCBI's taxonomy places the organism in Eukaryota, Fungi, Ascomycota, Leotiomycetes, Helotiales, Helotiaceae. The record is from RefSeq and is a predicted model, not a curated record. Gene Ontology annotation, cellular component: cytosol. The transcript is spliced from 5 exons. Gene Ontology annotation, molecular function: UDP-glucose 4-epimerase activity. The coding region runs from base 1 to 1122 and encodes 373 amino acids. Gene Ontology annotation, biological process: beta-D-galactose catabolic process via UDP-galactose, Leloir pathway.
AUGGCGCCCGUUGGCACCGUGCUUAUUACCGGCGGAGCAGGCUACAUCGGUUCGUUCACGAGUCUUGCGCUUCUGGAACACGGCUAUGAGGUUAUUGUUGUCGAUUCAUUGUAUAACGCGAGUGAAAUUUCUCUCGAUAGAAUCGAACUUCUUUGCGGCAAGCGACCAACCUUCCACAAAGCAGACAUCACGGACGAGGAAGCGUUAGACAAAGUAUUUGCUGCUCAUCCUAAGAUUGACAGUGUGAUACAUUUCGCUGCAUUGAAGGCCGUGGGAGAAUCUUCCGAAAUUCCUCUUGAAUACUAUCGAGUUAAUGUUGGAGGAACGAUCACGCUUCUACGAUGCAUGACCAAAUACAACACACCAAACAUCGUUUUCAGUUCGUCUGCGACGGUCUACGGGGAUGCAAGCCAGCACGAAGGCAUGAUUCCUAUCCCAGAACACUGCCCCAUUGGCCCAACCAACCCUUACGGACGGACGAAGAGCACAAUUGAGUUGGUGAUUACUGAUCACAUCAAUGCUCAGCGAAACAAUUUGAAAAAAGCAGGAAAACCAUACGAACAUUGGAAUGGAGCGCUGUUGAGGUAUUUCAACCCAGCUGGGUCUCAUCCUAGUGGAAUCAUGGGAGAGGAUCCAUUGGGCGUGCCUUUCAAUCUUUUGCCUCUACUCGGCCAGGUUGCGACUGGUCAGCGCGAGAAACUUUUGGUUUUUGGCAAAGACUAUCCAUCAAGAGAUGGCACCGCCAUUCGGGAUUAUAUACAUGUCGUCGAUCUUGCAAAAGGACACCUCGCUGCUCUCAACCAUCUUCGUGAAAAGAACCCCGGCGUCCGAGCAUGGAAUUUGGGUUCUGGACGCGGCUGUACUGUCUUCGAGAUGAUUAACGCUUUUGAAACGGUCGUCGGUCAUCCCCUGAAGUAUGAUGUUGUGGGUCGCCGUGAUGGAGAUGUUUUGGACCUCACUGCGAACCCAUCACGGGCGAACGAAGAGUUGAAUUGGAAGACUGAGCUGACCCUUGAGGAUGCGUGUGAAGAUUUGUGGAGAUGGGUGAGCAAUAAUCCUCAAGGAUAUCGCCAGUCACCUCCACAAGCCUUGCUGGAUAGCGUGAAGGCUGCAAGGAAGUGA